CGCAUAUAUAGAAGUGGGAAUAAUUAUUUGCAUGACUCUGACACGUCUACACACACUUGGUAACACGCACCAUAUUUGAUACAUUUAAUUUCUUUUAAUAGCGAAAGUUAAUAUCAUGAGUUCAGCCGAUUCUAGGACCAUCGUCAUAUUGGCGGGACUGGCGGGGAUUAAAUAUGCGGUCAUGACAUUUAUUGCAAAGAAACACAAGGACAACGCUAAACCCGUAGCAACAAUCGAUGAGAUAUAUUUCUAUCCUUUCAAAGCACUUAAAGGAUUUAUGGUAAAUGAAAUAGAGCUAACAUACACUGGAUUCAAAUACAAAGGACUCUAUGACAGGCACUUUAUGAUUGUCAAUGACUGUGAUGAAAUAGUGACCAGUAAGGAACAACCGAGUCUUGUCCUGAUCUCAACAUCAAUACAGAAUGACAGACUAUGGUUACACGUUGAUGGUAUGGAAGACACCAGUCUACCACUCGACACACAAAACCUGAAUCGUUUGUGUGGGAAAGUGCGGACAGUAAAGAACUGGUUCAAUUACUGCAAAGGGAUUGACUGUGGGGAUGAGAUAGCUGCGUGGUUUAAUAAAUACCUCAAGAAGACUAAUCUCAGAGUGAUCUACUUCGACAAAAAAUUCGAGAUUCCUUUUGCAGAUGGAUUUAGUUCAUGGGAUGGCUUAUUAAAAAACUGGGAUAUGUCAUCAUAUACAGACGGUUCGCCUGUGAGUUUGAUUUCCCAUUCUUCGAUCGAUGACUUAAACACCAGGUUACCUAAAGAGUCCAAAAUCAGAACAGUGAGACAAUUCAGAAUGAAUUUGAUAGUAAAGGAUUGUGCACCAUAUGCUGAAGAUGAUUGGCAGGAGUUUUAUAUUGGCGAGACAAAGCUCCAUCAUUGUCUAGUUUGUCCAAGAUGUAUUGCACCAAAUGUUGACCCAUUGACUGGAAAACGCAGCAAGGCUUUUGAACCACUCAAAACUCUAAAAACGUAUAGGCUACCUGACGAGCUAGUGAAAAGGAUGUAUCCAAAAACCUGCCCCGAUGUAAAAAAGCUUGCAACAUUUCCCAAGAUCGGGGCAUUGUGUGGAGUCGACACGUGUGGUACUAUCAAAGUAGGUGACAUCGUCAAAGUAUGAGCCUGACCAUAGGAAAAAGCCGUACAUACCUGCAUACAGGGUGAGCCAAAGUGGGACAAUGUGUGAAAGGAAAUCAGAUCAACAUUUCCAAUUAAUUGCUGGAGUAUUUUAACUCACAUCAUUUAUUUUCAUGUGUACUUUGAACUUUGAAUCUUAAAUAACUUGACCAAUCGAUAGUUGCGCCUUGAAUCAUUUAGAGAAGCUUGUCUUACAAUAAACUGACAUGAGAACUUUGGUGGAUUUGUUAUUCUGUAUUUAACAUAUAAAUAUUGCAAUGUGUAGCAUGAAACUUAUCCGAUCAUUGUGCCAAUAUAAGUGUAAUAACCAACAUUUAUGAUAUUUACAUUGAUCAGGUCACGUAAUCUUCCGAUGUUAUUAGCCUAGGUAUUCCACGCAGAUUAGUGUGUUAUCAUAAAUGAAUUGGUCAUUCCACUCAUAUGCAUAUGGGAGAUGAUAUCAAAUAAUUAUUUUUCACUGUGGUAAAUACAAGAACAUAUUAAGCAAUAUCAAUAUGCGUUAUUUAUAG
Owenia fusiformis is the source of this 1655-nucleotide messenger RNA. The record is from the annotation of a GenBank genome assembly. NCBI's taxonomy places the organism in Eukaryota, Metazoa, Annelida, Polychaeta, Sabellida, Oweniidae.